This is a messenger RNA of Daphnia carinata, 2787 nucleotides long. It is a transcript of the gene nmo, whose product is annotated as serine/threonine-protein kinase NLK2-like. The coding region runs from base 443 to 2671 and encodes 742 amino acids. Gene Ontology annotation, cellular component: cytosol. The record is from RefSeq and is a predicted model, not a curated record. Gene Ontology annotation, biological process: protein phosphorylation; formaldehyde catabolic process. Gene Ontology annotation, molecular function: MAP kinase activity; S-(hydroxymethyl)glutathione dehydrogenase [NAD(P)+] activity; ATP binding. The transcript is spliced from 15 exons. NCBI's taxonomy places the organism in Eukaryota, Metazoa, Arthropoda, Branchiopoda, Diplostraca, Daphniidae.
UCGAGGCAACUCAGUCUGGCUCUGACCGUGAUCCGAAGUGGACGGGUCUACACAAUCGCGUAUCAUCGAAUAAAUAACCAACGAACGUUGAGCCAUUUCUCCACCCCCUAGAGUGUGUCUGUGUGUGUGAGUGUGUGUAUACGUGGUGUAUGUGUGAGCGGGCGUUGGAUUAGGGGUUGUGUGUGAGAAAAAAAAGCUCUUUGUUCUUCUCCCUCUUUGUGUUUGCCUUACUCGACUUGCAACACACACAUCACAAGAGAUUGCCUUUUAAGAAACAGCUUGGCAUUUGCUGUUUUUUUUUGUUACCCUUUACAAUAAUCAAGCAGCUAAAUUGACAUAGGCUGGCCGUGUAAAUUAAUCUACCAAGGCUUGCCAAACAACUACCACCAUAGCUCCUCAGGAACAUCCAGGUCUGCAGCAGCGAGGAGUGGCUGGAGUACUCAUGCCGAUGGCUUUGUUAGGGCCCAGUGCCCGACAGCAGCAAUCAGCAAACGGAAGAGGUGGAAAUUUCAACGAUCCUGCAGCCAUGUCAGCUGGACUAGGCAUGCAAGCCUACCACAGUGCGGCAGCUCCAGCCUCCCACUCCCAGCAUGCUAUUCUUGCUGCCGCUGCUGCAGCCGCAGCAGCAGCAGCCCACAAUCAAGGAUUAACUCAAGCUGCAUCUGGAUUUUACCCGGCCAACAGUCAUCAUCCCCAACAGCCUCAACAACAUCAUUCCAGCAGCAACAAUGGCAGCAAUUCUCAACAGCCAGCUCAGGAAGCCCAACCAGACAGACCCAUAGGUUACGGCGCAUUCGGAGUCGUCUGGUCGGUGACAGAUCCGCGCGAUGGCAAACGCGUCGCUCUCAAAAAGAUGCCCAACGUGUUUCAGUCGCUGGUUUCUUCCAAACGGGUCUUUCGAGAGCUCAAGAUGCUCUGCUUCUUCAAACAUGAUAAUGUGUUAUCCGCUCUGGACAUUUUACAGCCUCCGCACAUCGACUUUUUCCAAGAGAUAUACGUCAUUACGGAAUUGAUGCAGAGUGACUUGCACAAGAUUAUCGUCUCACCACAACACCUAUCAACAGAUCAUAUUAAAGUCUUUCUCUACCAGAUUCUGCGAGGAUUGAAAUAUUUGCAUUCGGCAAGAAUCCUCCACCGUGACAUUAAACCUGGCAAUCUCUUGGUCAACAGCAAUUGUUUGCUCAAAAUAUGUGAUUUCGGAUUAGCUCGUGUGGAAGAGGCGGACGCUAACAAGGCGAUGACGCAGGAGGUAGUGACGCAAUACUACCGUGCUCCGGAAAUCUUGAUGGGUGCCCGCCAUUACAGCUCGGCAGUUGAUGUCUGGUCCAUAGGUUGCAUCUUUGGAGAACUACUCGGACGUCGCAUCCUUUUCCAAGCUCAGACUCCCAUCCAGCAGUUGGAACUUAUUACGGAUCUGCUGGGCACACCGAAUGUGGAGGACAUGUCGAGUGCAUGUGAAGCUGCCCGGAAACACAUGAUCCGUCGUCCAGCUAAACCACCUUCAUUGGCAGCUUUGUACACAUUAUCGUCCCAAGCCACACACGAGGCCGUCCAUCUUCUCAGCCAGAUGCUCGUUUUUAAUCCAGAAAAACGAAUCAAUGUCAUCGACGCUCUGGCACAUCCCUAUUUGGACGAGGGCAGACUCCGUUUUCAUUCGUGCAUGUGCCGUUGCUGCCAAACGGCCAGCCAACCGGGUUCCGUGGCCGUUCGCCGUUACGCUUCCGAUUUGGAACCAUCUGCCGUCCAACCGUUCGAGGAUCAUUGGGAACGCGAGCUCACCUCCACCCAUCAAGUCCGCGAAAAGUUGCACAAGUUCAUCAUGGAUCAGCUGAUGAGUAGUCAAGUGCCGCUCUGCAUCAAUCCUCAAUCAGCGGCCUACAAGAGCUUUGCCAGUUCGACGAUGGCCGGAUUUUUGAGCGAUGGAACGUCCAGGUUCACCUGCAAUGGCCAAGUAGUGAAGCACAACAUGGGGUGUUCGACGUUCGCCGAGUAUACAGUCGUCAAUGAGACCAACAUCUCCAAGAUCGAUCCCACUGCGCCACUAGAUAAAGUUUGCUUGAUCGGCUGUGCCAUUGCCACCGGAUACGGUGCAGCCCUCAAUACCGCUAAAGUACGGCCUGGAUCGACUGUGGCCAUUUGGGGAUUGGGUGGAGUGGGACUCGCUGCAGCUAUGGGAGCAAAGAAAGCCGGAGCAGCAAGGAUUAUCGGAGUAGAUAUAAAUCCAACUAAAGCUGAAAUAGGAAAAAUGUUUGGAAUUACGGAAUUUGUUAAUCCAAAAGACCAUGAAGAGCCUAUCGAAAAAGUACUGGUUAAAAUGACGAAUGGAGGACUGGACCACGCUCUGGAAUGCUGCGGAAUCGCGAGCUGCAUGAAAGCAGCUUUUGCGGCAUGCAAGGGUGGCGGAGGUGUUUUGACCCUGAUCGGAUUAGCACCGCUAAGCGAAGAAGUUCCUUUCAACGCGUAUCAAUUUAUCGCUGGGAAAAGUGUCAACGGGACUUAUUUUGGAGGUUGGAAAAGCCGAGAUCAAGUUCCCAAAUUGGUUGAGGACUACCUGUCCAAACAGUUGAUGGUCGAUGAACUCAUCACCCAUACUUUGCCGAUCGAGUCCAUCAAUGAUGCUGUAGACCUGAUGAAAAAGGGAGAUUGUGUGCGAUGCAUCGUUAAAUUUUGAAGUUGGAAUUUCAAGGAUACGGAAGUGCGUAGCCAUGAAAAAUUCAACUUGAGCUUGGUGGAGGUUAUCCUUCUUAUUAUUCCAAAUGAGCUUUUACCAAGCGAAUGUCAGAUUAA